AUGGACGCCACUAUUUCCGAACCUCAGGACGACGCGUACCACGAAUUACGAACAUCACGUGGACGUGCAUUUUCAUCCAGUCCUCUUGCUCCUUCUUCACUUGAUCAUUGUAUGGGACUGUAUGAAAAUGGUGAUUCCAACACAAUUGGUCAAAAGACGACAUCUGAAGAAUCCAUGGAGUAUCGAAUUGUAGCGUUACCAGCACUUGAACGACAAGAUCGACAUGAAAAGAAAGAUGAUGAUUGUUCACUUGAUUUUUGUUCAAAUGUCGUGAUUACGUCAAAAUAUACGACGUGGAAUUUCCUGCCGCUGUUUAUGCUCGAAAGUUUUCGCAAAUUAGCGAAUGCGUAUUUUCUACUUGUGUCGAUUUUACAAUGUAUUCGACAUAUUAGUAAUACGAAUGGUGUUCCGACGAAUUUACCCGUUUUGAUGUUUAUUUUAACGGUGGAUGGCGUACUUGCUGUGAUUGAAGAUCGAAGACGUCACGUUGCAGAUAAAGAAGCGAAUUCUGCUCAAUGUCAAGUACUUAAAGACACAUUUACAGGUUCAAGAGAUGCACUUGAUCGUGCGGGCGAUGUGGAGGAUGCAGACAUUGCUCUAAUGCAUUGGGCUUCUCUUACUGUCGGGUCAGUGGUGAAACUCCGGAAUCGAGAAACAGCUCCGGCUGAUUUAUUGAUUUUAGCUGUUGCUGAGCCGAAUCCAAAUGAACCGGCGGGGAUUUGCUACGUGGAAACAAAGAGUCUCGAUGGUGAGACGAAUCUAAAGCUGCGUCACGCCUGUGAUGCCACAAUGCACGUACAAACGGCAGCACAAGUCGCUGCUUUGUCUGGACAGCUACGAUGUGAGAACCCCAACAAGGUCAUUGGUCGCUUUGACGGCACGUUGUCUGUCACGGAUGAAACAAAGACAGCGGAGACUCAUCCGCAGCCGAUUGCUAUCAAGAACGUGCUACUUCGUGGUUGCCAACUGCGUAACACGGACUGGAUUUACGGCCUUGUGGUGAACACGGGACCGGACACAAAGAUCAUGCAGAGUGCAACAGCCACGCGGCCAAAGUGGAGCUCCAUUAAUGAGACGGUGAAUAAGAUGAUUAUUUGGCUGUUUCUGCUGCUGUGUUUCUUUUGCAUUGUCGCCACGACUGUGCAAAUAAUUUGGCUUUAUGAUAACAUUGAGGAGAGCUGGUAUCUGAACUGGUCACCUACCAUGACGAGUCAGUGGUUUGCUGGAUUUGGCUAUUACUUCUUGCUGAUGUACCAGAUGAUUCCUGUGUCGCUAUACGUGACCAUCUCGAUGGUCAUGUUUAUCCAGGCUAUUUUCAUGACGUGGGAUCUAGAUAUGUACUACGAAGAGGCGGACGUGCGCAUGAUUGUGCGCUCCAUGGGAUUGAACGAGGAAUUGGGUCAGAUCUCUUAUGUAUUUAGUGACAAGACCGGCACACUGACAUGCAACAUUAUGGAGUUCCGCAAAUGCUCAAUUAAUGGCGUGUCGUACGGGACAGGUAUGACGGAAAUUGGCCGUGCUGCGCUACGUCGAAAAGGGGUUGCUGUACCAGCGGAUAUGGAACCAUGCCCAGCUACGGGCGAUGCAAAGAUCCCAUACGUCAACUUUGAGGAUGUGCGUUUGUUAAACGCGCUUGAGCGACCUAAUGCUGACGACACACCAAAUCGUGAAGCUGAGUUUUUCUUGCACUUGAGUUUAUGCCAAACUGUCAUUCCUGAGGCUGUGGAGGGUAGCUCUGAAGUGCGUUUUUCGGCCUCGUCACCUGAUGAACAGGCGCUGGUGUCAGGUGCAAAGUUUUUCGGCUUUACUUUUGAAUCCCGGGGUCUGGGCGUUGCUCGUGUGAGGGUAAAGCGUCCCGAGCUUAUUCGUCGCUACGCGAAAGAUGCUACCGGCCCGAAUGCUUUGCUAGAAUUCAAAAUCUUGGACGUGUUGGAAUUUACUAGUGACCGUAAGCGAAUGUCGGUUGUGGCGCAAUAUCCCAAUGGAGAGUACUGGGUGCUCACGAAGGGUGCUGAUAACGUAAUUUAUCCUUUGCUGGCUAAGAGUAAGAGUAACCCUGAACUUCUGAAGGAGACGAUGCGUCAUUUAGAGACGUUUGGCGAUGAUGGUCUGCGUACGCUUACAAUUGCGCAGCGACGUGUGGACGAAAAAGAGUACUUGGACUGGAGCGCACGCUUUAAGCAGGCAAACUCUUCCUUGGAAGAAAUUGACAAGCGCAAGAAUGGCCAGCCCAACGAAAUCGAUAAGCUUAUGACGGAGAUUGAGCACGACCUGGAACUGCUGGGCGCUACGGCAAUCGAGGACAAGCUGCAAAAUAAUGUACCCAGUUGUAUCGCGAACCUCAUGCGUGCAGGCAUGCGAAUCUGGAUGCUUACGGGCGACAAGCAGGAGACCGCCAUUAACAUUUCGUAUGCGUGUCAGCUCAUGGAUAAUGACAUGCAGCAAUUUGUCUUCAAUUGCGAUAUGUACCCGACGAAGGAGGCCAUCUUAACUCAAUUAUUAGACGCAAACGCACAGGUCCAACGAGGCAGCAAUCGUCAUGCCCUGACAAUCGACGGUGAGUGCUUGGAAUUGACAUUGGCAGACGACCGGUGUCAAAAAGAGUUCCUGUCGCUGGCCGUGGCUUGUGAGGCUGUGGUGUGUUGCCGUGUGUCACCUAGCCAGAAGGCUGAGGUGGUGACUCUCGUACGCACUACUAAUAAGAAGAUGCGAACGCUAGCGAUUGGUGACGGUGCCAAUGAUGUGGCCAUGAUUCAGCGUGCACAUGUUGGCGUUGGUAUCUCAGGUCAAGAGGGUAUGCAAGCUGUGAAUUCAAGUGACUAUGCAAUUGGCCAGUUUUAUUUCCUGGAAAAGUUGUUGCUGCACCAUGGCCGCUUGAAUUACAAGCGCAUGGCCAUUCUAAGCGGGUAUAUGUUCUACAAGAAUAUUGUGAUGGUGCUGGCGCAGUACUUUUACAUGUUUUGCACGGGCUCCUCUGCUCAGAAGUUCUAUGGUGAGUUGGCAUUCCAGCUGUACAACAUUUGCUACACUUCGCUGCCUAUUAUUGUGCUUGGUGUUUUUGACUACGACGUGCCUUUUGAAGUGAGCAAACGCUUUCCCGAGUUGUACCUGGUUGGUCCGCGCAUGGAGCUUUUCAACAACUACACCUUUUUCAAGUGGAUUUGCAGUGCUGUCUACGAGUCAACCGUCAUCUUUGUGUUUGUUAUUUACGCUUAUAACGAGAACCUUUCUAAUGCGGGCAGUGCGUCGAUGGUGCAGUAUGGAUUGCUCGCGUUCACGAUGGUGGUUUUGGUGGCCAACAUCAAGCUGUCUAUGAUACAAAUGUCGUGGAGCACUUAUGGUUGUGCUUUGUGGUUUGUUGGCGUUAUCUCGUUCCUUCCGCUGACCCCUAUUAUUUCAAGCUACUGGAUUUCCCUGUUCUCAACGGAAUACGGUAGCUUUCAAAACACGCUGACGCAUGAGACAUAUUGGUUGGUGAUUCCAGUCUGUCUGGUUGUUUCGCUGCUCCGUCAUUUUAGUUGGACCGCUAUCUGCCGCCGAUUUUAUCCGCUUCCGUGGCAGAUUGUCCAGGAACAGUACGUCUUGCAAAAGGGCAGGCACCCUACGCAGAGUCGCUUAAUGUCUCGUAUCGACAUUGAAGCUGCUGGCAUCCCUAUGGUGAACGGUUUGUCGCAGGACAAUGGAGGCGCUUACAUCAAUUCGUCGUCUCCUAGGCGUGGUUACAACGCGGAAUUACAGGACCAGGCUCAGCUCAGUGGUAAAACGCGUGGAUCUGGCAGUGGCUUCGCAUUCAGCUACGAUCCGCAGACGUCUUUGGCUGAGUCGUACAUGUCAACACACGAUGUGCGUCAGUCAGCCUCAGCGAUGAGUGACGCAGAACAACGUGGCAGGAGAUCUCGAGAAGAUUCGCGAUCAUCCGAUUACGACUCCUCGCGCUCAACUGGUGUCGUGGAUUCGACAAAGGGAUCGUCCUCUACAGGACUGUUUGUCUAG
Peronospora farinosa is the source of this 3993-nucleotide messenger RNA. Lineage: Eukaryota; Oomycota; Peronosporomycetes; Peronosporales; Peronosporaceae. The record is from the annotation of a GenBank genome assembly.